UUCAGUCUUUCUAGAAAGGCCGCUCAGACCGAGUCUUUCGGUUCUCUCUCUUCCAUUUCUUCCCCUUCUCUCUACGUUUAUUACUUCCACGCUUUACUGCAAUAUUCUGCAAUAUGCACAAAUAUCCAUCCUCUCUGUCAUUUCAAUACGGGAAACAUGACAAAAAAACUUAUCUUUUUUUGCUGAGUUAAUGCUAUAUAAAAGGUUUAGGGUUUUUGAGGUCCAGGGUUUUGAGAGUAGAGGAAAUGGUUCUCUGGGAGAUCGCAGUUGGGACUGCAUACUUCCUUGGAUUGAAAAGGACUUACAGGCUCGCUUUGAAGCUCCAACGCCGGAUCAUAAGCCCUAGAUACCCAAGGCUCCACGAAUUUGCUUAUAAGCGUACAAAGAAUGUUUUCGAUGUGGCAUUGAGUGUGCAUAAGAAAAUUCAACAGAGGGACAUCGAAGUGGGAAGGAAUCUCGGCAAUUCGAUUUUGAGGUGGCUUGAUCGCAUGAAACCAUCAGCUCAGAUUCGAUGUGAGCAUCCCAUGAAGCCAGGUGGCUUCAAUCCGACAUUGCGUAACAUCCCCAGUCAGCCCCCGGGGACCCAAAGAUCUAGCAACAAUAAACCCACAGAGCCAGGAGGCACAAACAACCAGCUCUUCUCUUCCAUAAAUUUAUGGCGUAGAUCUUCCCCAACUCUUAUGAACGGCCAGUAUAGGCAUAUGUCGGUGUUUGGAAAGGAAACAGAGUGGAUGAAGCCGACUCUUAUGAAUGGCCACUAUAGAAAUAUGUCAGUGUUUCGAAAGGAGUGGAUGAAGCGGUGAGAUUUGAUGGUAAAGUGGUGCAAUAACAAGCUGAAAUGCUAUAUUUUCUUCAAUCGAUUUGGAGUUAAAUUCUUCUCUUUUUCCCUUUUGGGGGAUCUAUACAUUUUUUCUUGAGGUUUCCUUUUAUUUUUGGAAAGGAUGGUGUUGGACAACAAAAGGAUCAUGGCCCACCGUCAAUGAUGGGGUUUUCCAUGACACUGAUUUUGCUAUGUUCGUUUGUCUGUUUUGACAUGAAAACCAAGUUAUUGACACAGGCGUUAGAAGGAGAGAGAUUUUGAUGUUUUAAUUGGAGUUUGUGAAGAAUGAGCCUUUGUUUUAUAGAAGAGGAAAUCGAGUAUUAGUACU
Molecule: messenger RNA, 1148 nt
Organism: Amborella trichopoda
Lineage: Eukaryota; Viridiplantae; Streptophyta; Magnoliopsida; Amborellales; Amborellaceae
Source: RefSeq, a predicted model, not a curated record